ACUGAGCCCCUGUUUCAGCAUAGGCAACAGUUUUAGAUUAAAUAGUUUUUUUUUUCUUGCGUCAGGGGGAUGAAUGUGUCAUAUAUAGUUCGGCUUUAUAAAGGCUAGUGGAUGCAUGUUUAGCAAAGCGAUGAGGCUACUUCACUUUGAAAGAGUUGCGCUGCAGAGAGCGUCCGCGGAUCCCGCAACCUGCUGCUGACUAGCCGGGGGAAAGGAGAGGGAGAGGGGGAGCCGCUCGGCAGAGACGGAGGGUACUGCCUUGGAGAGGACAGCCUAGGUUCCGUCGCGGAGGAAAUCAUGCAGGUUGCUAUCUGGCUGGUUGGACUAACGUGUCAUCUUUCAGCACUUGUCCUAGAGACUCUGCAGGACCGAUUGCAUCCGAAACAAGAAACCUUCAUCAAGCAGCUGUCAUCAUAUGAAAUCAUUACUCCGCUCCGAGUGAAUGACUUUGGUGAAUCAUUCCCCCACAAAUUGCACUACAGAAGAAGACGGAGAAGUUUAAAUGAUGACCUGUCGGGCUUACGGGUUCAUUACAGGAUUGAUGCAUUCGGUGACCGCUUUCUCCUCAACCUAACCGCAGACUCUAGCUUUAUAGCACCCUCUUACACAGUGACACACUUGGGAGCCGAACAGAGCAACGGCACGGACUCGCGUGACCGGAGCGAUAUGCGCCACUGCUUUUACCGCGGGCACGUCAACGCAAACAGCGGGCACCCUGCAGUCUUUAGCCUAUGCACUGGCCUGAUUGGAACUUUUACCACGCAACACGGAGAAUACUUCUUGGAGCCCCUUUUAAAUGUUGCAGAGGAGGAAUAUGAUGAAGAACACAACAAACCCCAUCUUGUCUAUCGACAUGAGAGGAAAAGGAACUUCUACAAUACUGAUGAGCCCUGCGCUGCCUCAGGGGACUCCAAGAGGCCAGCAUCUUUUGAAAGUGGAAGGAAUAUGGGAGAGGAGCUGGACUCUCUCAAAGCCAGAAUAGAAAAGCAACACAUUUAUGUGAACAACUCCACCGGCAUUCACGCCACUUCCCCACGCAGACGCAAGCGCUUCCUCUCCUACCCUCGCUAUGUUGAACUAAUGGUGACAGCGGACACCAAAAUGGUGCAUCACCAUGGACGCAACCUGGAGCACUACAUCCUAACAAUCAUGUCAGUAGUAGCAGCAGUGUACAGGGACCCUAGUGUAGGAAACCUCAUCAACAUCAUGAUUGUCAAGCUAGUCAUCAUCCACAAUGAACAGGAAGGGCCCACAGUCAGCUUCAAUGCUGCCACCACUCUCCACAACUUCUGUGUCUGGCAGCAGAGCCAAAACAUCCAGGAUGACAGCCAUCCCUCUCACCAUGAUACCGCACUCCUCAUUACCAGGGAGGACAUCUGCCGCGCAAAAGACAAAUGUGACACUUUAGGACUUGCAGAGCUGGGGACCAUGUGCGACCCGUACCGCAGCUGCUCCAUCAGUGAGGAAAAUGGAAUUAGUGCCUCCUUCACCAUCGCUCAUGAGCUGGGCCAUGUGUUCAACAUGCCUCAUGAUGACAACCCCAAGUGCCGAGAGGCAGGCAUGAAGCACCAGUAUCAUGUCAUGGCUCCUACCCUCAACUAUGACACCAAUCCCUGGUCGUGGUCCAAGUGCAGUCGCAAGUACAUCACAGAGUUUCUAGACACUGGCUAUGGGGAGUGCCUCCUGGAUGAACCUGUAGGCAGAACAUACGAGCUUCCCACCCUCCUCCCUGGCCAGAUCUACAAUGCCAACAAACAGUGUGAACUGAUGUUUGGUCCUGGUUCCCAAAUUUGCCCCUAUAUGAAACAAUGUAAGAGGUUGUGGUGUACGAGUGCAGAGGGGGACCACAAAGGCUGUCGCACCCAACACAUGCCACUGGCUGAUGGAACUGACUGUGGUCAUGGAAUGUAUUGCAGACAUGGGAUGUGUGUAAACAAGGAGCUGGACCUACAACCAAUCCAUGGAGAGUGGGGUCCAUGGGGGCCUUACAGUGUUUGCUCCAGGUCCUGUGGCGGUGGAACCAGGAGCACCAUUAGAGACUGCAACAAGCCUGAGCCCAGAAAUGGUGGUAAGUUCUGUGUGGGCCGCCGGAUGAAGUUCCGCUCCUGCAACACUGAGCCAUGCCCGCGAGGACGGAAGGACUUCCGCGAAGAGCAGUGCUCUCAGUUUGACGGCAAGCACUUCAACAUCAAUGGUCUACCUCCCACCGUCCGCUGGGUCCCUAAGUACAGUGGCAUUCUCAUGAAAGAUCGGUGUAAGCUUUUUUGCCGGGCCGCUGGCACUAUGUCGUACUAUCAGCUGAAGGACCGUGUCACCGACGGCACCCCAUGUGGUCCAGACACUUAUGACAUCUGUGUUCAAGGCCUCUGCAGGCAAGCUGGCUGUGACCAUGUUCUUAACUCAAAGGCAAGGAACGACAAAUGUGGAGUGUGUGGUGGGGACAACUCUUCAUGCAAAACUUUGGCAGGGACAUUCAACGAUGCUCAGUAUGGUUAUAACACAGUUGUGCGGAUCCCAGCUGGAGCCACCAACAUUGAUAUCAAACAGGUCAGCUACUCCGGAAAACCAGAAGAUGACAACUACCUCGCAUUAUCUGAUAGCCAGUCCAACUUCCUUCUAAAUGGGAACUUUGUGGUGGCCAUGUUCAAAAGGGAAAUCACCUUCAAGGGAAUCGUCAUUGAGUACAGUGGCUCAGACACAAAGGUUGAACGCAUCAAUUGCACCGACCGCAUUGAGGAUGAGCUCGUUCUGCAGGUCCUGUGUGUGGGAAACCUCUACAACCCAGAUGUGCGCUACUCUUUUAACAUCCCUAUUGAGGAACACAGGGAGCAGUUUUUGUGGGAUCCCUCAGGCUCCUGGCUUGAGUGCAGUCGCAUCUGUCAGGGUGAGCGAAGACGCAAAGCAGCAUGCGUUCGUAAAAGCGAUCACCUGGAAGUAUCGGAUCAACGCUGUGAACAUUUACCUCGUCCUGUUGCUGUUACUGAGCCAUGCAACACUGACUGCGAAGUCAGGUGGCAUGUUGCUGGAAAGAGCGAGUGUUCGGCUAAGUGUGGCCCAGGCUACCGCAGCCUGGAUGUACAGUGUAUGAAGUACAGCCUAGCAAAGAGACAGAGCGAGAGGAUGGACCCCAGUGCAUGCGCCGAUAUCGCCAAACCUCAAACCAGAGAGUCCUGCCACGGCGAUUGUCUGCUAAAGAGCUGGCAGUACAGCGCCUGGUCACAGUGCUCUAAGACUUGUGGACGUGGGAGUCGUAGCAGAGAAUCUUACUGUAUGAACAAUCUGGGCCGGCGCUUGGCAGAUGGGGAGUGCAGUGAGUACGAGAGGGUGGUUACCGAGACUUGCAAUGACCAGCCAUGUCCGAAGUGGACUGUCAGCGAAUGGAGUGAGUGCUUGGUGACCUGUGGGAAAGGGAUGAGGCACCGACAGGUGUCAUGCAGCAUGGGACCCAGGGAGGAAAAGCUGAACGAGCAUUUCUGUGACUCGUCCAGCAAACCGCCUGCUGUAGGAACCUGCGAACUGCCUGAAUGCGCAUCAUGGCAGGUUGGCGUCUGGGGAGCGUGUGCGGUGACUUGUGGCCAUGGCUACCAGAUGAGAGCUGUGAGAUGUGUGUCGGGGGACUACGCUGACGCUGUGGACGACAGAGAGUGUAAUGCUGCGGCGAGGCCCAGAGACAGUCAGGAGUGCGAGAUGCCUGCAUGUCCAUGGGCCUCUCCGGUACAAAGCACACCCCGUCCUGACAACUCUGCGCAGCUGCUGACUCAGUGGAGAUAUGGCUCCUGGACAGCGUGUUCAGUGUCCUGUGGCAAAGGGAAGCUUGCUCGCUAUGUCAGCUGUAGAGAUGCCCAAGGAGGAGUUGCUGACGAAUCAUACUGUGCCCACCUGCCUCGCCCUCCAGAGUUCUCCACCUGCUUUAGCCCCUGUGGCCAAUGGCACGUCAGAGAGUGGUCUGCAUGUUCAGUGACAUGUGGUGUUGGGAGAGCCACCAGACAAGUGGUCUGCUCUAACUACCACCAGCCGGUGGACCAGUCUUUCUGUGACCCGGAUGAGAGGCCAGUAACAGAGCAAGAGUGCACCGCUGCACCCUGCCCUUCUGUCUACAAACAUCAGCCUAUUUACGACCAGCCAUAUGGAUAUCCUCAGGAUCCAGGACGUCAUCCAGGGCACAGCAGCUGGAACGUCCCCUCAGCAGACAACCAGUGGAGGACAGGACCCUGGGGCGCAUGCUCCAGUACCUGUACAGGGGGCUUUCAGCGGCGAGUGGUGGUCUGUCAGGAUGCUGAUGGCCGCACUAACAGCUACUGCGAUGAGAGGGUCAAACCUGCUGAGUCCAAGAGCUGCGACUCUGGGCCCUGCCCUUUGUGGAACUAUGGUGUCUGGGGACAGUGUACCCAGACCUGUGGUGGAGGAAGGAGGACUCGCUUCGUGGUAUGUCAAAGGCCCAAUGGACAGAGGCUCAAUGACAACAACUGUGACAUCCUGGACAAGCCACCUGACAUGGAGCAGUGUAAUCUGCAUCCCUGCCCGGGCUCUACCUCCUGGCAUCGGCAACCAUGGAAGCCGUGUUCGGUGAGCUGUGGUCGGGGCAUCAAACAGCGGGAGCUAGCCUGUGUUUAUCAGAACCAAACCAAAAUAGAGGAGGCUCACUGCAGUCAUCUGACCCGGCCGCGGACGCAGAAGGCCUGUCGGGCUCGAGGAUGUCCCACUUGGAAAGCCAACAGGUGGCGGGAGUGCUCUGUCUCCUGUGGGUCUGGAGUUCAGAGCCGAGACGUUUAUUGCAGGUUAAAAGGCAGCGGACGAGUCAGAGAGGAUCUGUGUGAUUCCCGCACAUGCCCUCCUACCGUACAAGCGUGCCAAACAGCUGAGUGCACGCAGUACACCUGGCUUGCAGGUGAAUGGGAAGAAUGUAAUGUAACAUGUGGAGAAGGCAUGAGAAGCAGGAAAGUGGGGUGCAUGGACCCAGGCAUGGCACCGGCCCUGGAUGAUUACUGCGAGCCAUCGUCCAGACCUUCAUCACUACAAUCCUGUGAAGAAGUGCCCUGCCGCUACUUGUGGAUAACAGGAGAGUGGUCCCAGUGCUCUGCCAGCUGUGGUGUUGGUUACCAGCAGCGUAUUGUCUCCUGCUCUGCGAUACCCUCCUCUCACUCUCAGCGCUUGUACUCUCAGUCCUCCUUUGCCAGCAAAAACUGCCCCCAGCCUCAGCCUCCUGUUACCCGGUCAUGUCUCCUCAGGGAGUGCCCAUACACCACCUACUGGAAAGUUGGCCCAUGGAGCAAGUGCUCACAAACCUGUGGGGCAGGAGUGAUGGAGCGCAGAGUGGAGUGUGUGACCUCCAAAGCCCAACCAUCUAAACACUGCCCUCCAUCAGAAAGACCUGAGUCUCAAGCUACAUGUCAAGAGAGACAAUGCCAGCUGUUCACUUCUUGCCGAGACGUCCAGAUGAGGCAGGGAGUGAGGAUGGAUGGCGAAUACUAUCUUAAAGUCAAGUCUCGGAUCGUACAGAUUUACUGCGCUGAGAUGCAGACUGAUUUCCCCAAGGAAUACGUGACCCUGCGCAGCGGUCAGACAGACAACUACUCUGAGGUGUAUGGGCACAGGUUGCUGAACCCCUUUGAAUGUCCGUAUAACGGCAGCCGUAGACAGGACUGCAACUGCAGGAACGACUACUCAGCAGCAGGCUACACGCUGUUCCACAAAGUUCGCCUGGACCUGAGCUCCCUGAGGAUAAUGACCACAGAUCUCCAGUUUUCCCAGACUCUACUUGGCCGGCCUGUGCCCUUUGCUACAGCAGGAGAUUGUUAUAGUGCAGCCAAGUGUCCACAGGGUCAGUUCAGUAUUAAUCUGAUUGGCACUGGCCUCAAAGUUGCUCAGGCAACCAAAUGGACAUCUCAGGGCAACUAUGUUUCCGUUAAAGUCCACAGAUCUGAGGAUGGAACAAGAAUCUACGGCCGCUGUGGUGGUUUCUGUGGGAAGUGCAUUCCCCAAGCUCACAACGGCCUUCUCCUUCAAGUCCACUGAGAGCCAGCCCUAGACCAAACCCCCUAAAUCUAUCUUGAAGACAGUAGCCUAGGAACAUACAAUAAGAGUGAUUUGUUAGAUCCUGCUGUAAGUGUGGUAGUGGAGCAUCAAACACCCUACAGUCACAUCUCCAGUUCCCAAAUGGCAGCUAAACAAAACACUACACAUUGUGCAGUACUACAGAGCCACCGUCAGGUGUUUCAUUCAUACUUCUAGUGCUGAAGUCAUAUCUGCCUCCCAAAUGUUUUUGCAGUAUUUGUGGACUGGAAUCAAGAAUGCUUUUAAUACAUAUUUUCUUUUUCUUUUCUUUUUUUUUGUUUUCUAUUUUUAUAGUACCAGGGGAUAUAGGAAUUCACAGUCAGAGGGAAAGAAAUUAUAUAUAUAAAAAAGAACAGAUUUAUCCUUUUACUUUUCAAGAGAAUUAUUCUCAUCUCUAAAACAUUUAACUCUGUGAUGUCUGUCUGCUUGCAGUUCCACAAUUUUGCUGCCGCUCAUCUAACUGCAGUUAGCGAUACAGUAAAAAGUAAAUACACUGCAUGUAUGAACUGACUGUUGCAGUUCUCUUGUGAUGAAAAUUGUGUACACUGGCAUAGUCUGUAAGAAAUUGUUGUUUUAUUAUAUUACACUGAAGGAGUUUUUUUUUUUUUUAUCCACUAGCUGGCUGUUUUCACUGUAAGUUAGAGUAUUGUAAAUAUUCUUAUCUGACUCUGCGAGAAAGAAAGGGUAUAAAA
This is a messenger RNA of Melanotaenia boesemani (Boeseman's rainbowfish), 6746 nucleotides long. Its product is annotated as A disintegrin and metalloproteinase with thrombospondin motifs 20-like. The record is from RefSeq and is a predicted model, not a curated record. Gene Ontology annotation, biological process: proteolysis; extracellular matrix organization. The transcript is spliced from 39 exons. Gene Ontology annotation, molecular function: metalloendopeptidase activity; zinc ion binding. NCBI's taxonomy places the organism in Eukaryota, Metazoa, Chordata, Actinopteri, Atheriniformes, Melanotaeniidae. The coding region runs from base 298 to 6015 and encodes 1905 amino acids.